AUGCCUCGCUUCUUCGAAAUUUCUGAUAAAUUCACAAAACUGGGAUGUGCCUGUGUUGCUAUUGUCAACCUCUUCCUGAUAUUUCUGACCAUGUUCCAUAUUAAAAGAAUUGUGGGAACAUACAAACUAAUGGUCACAUUAUUCGCGUUUAUGGAAAUAGCAUUCUCAGUGUGGGAACUGAUUACUCAUCCAUUUGUCCAUAAUUUUAACAGAGGGUGGAUAUUUUUCAGUCUAAAUUCAUACUUGGCAAAAUAUAAAGAGUUUCUUCAAAUUGCCUUGGCAGUUUAUGCAGCUUUUGUUGUUCUCAUUGAUUCAUUCAUUGCAGUUCAGUUUGUAUUUCGCUAUUAUACACUUUUCAAUACAAAUAUUGCAAACAAAUUCAAUGGUAGAGGUGCAAUUAUUUGGAUUUCGUAUCCGAUAAUAUGUGCUUCAAUUUAUGGGCUUGCUAUUUAUUUUUGCGGUUAUCCUGAUGAUUGUUCGGAUGAAUACACGAGUGAAGAAAUUUUGAAAAAGUAUGACUUGGCUAUAAAAGAACUUCCUCGUUUCUCAUCAAUCGCAUACUUUAAUAGUUAUUCAGUGGCUAACAGAAAUUUGCAACGGCAAUUCUUUCGGGCACUAGUUGUUCAAACUAUUGUUCCAACUAUUUUGUUUGCAUGCCCAGCGCUUUCAGUCUUAUUAAGCCCACUUUUGGAUAUCAAAAUGAAUUAUGAAACUGGAUGGACUUAUGCAGCUUUCAGUCUUUAUCCAACCAUUGAUAGCAUUGCUUUCAUGCUUCUUGUAUCAGAAUAUCUUUCAGAUCUCUUCAAACAAAUUUUCCCGGACAAGUCAUCUCGUAAAUCAGAAGCGUAUAGCACCGCAGCUUAA
Caenorhabditis elegans is the source of this 864-nucleotide messenger RNA. NCBI's taxonomy places the organism in Eukaryota, Metazoa, Nematoda, Chromadorea, Rhabditida, Rhabditidae. The record is from the annotation of a RefSeq genome assembly.